Tetranychus urticae (two-spotted spider mite) is the source of this 1960-nucleotide messenger RNA. NCBI's taxonomy places the organism in Eukaryota, Metazoa, Arthropoda, Arachnida, Trombidiformes, Tetranychidae. The record is from RefSeq and is a predicted model, not a curated record.
GUUUUGUCACUGCUGAUGUAUAUAUAUCGGAUGAAUGGGAAAUCUCUACCAUAAUAAAUGUUUAUUCAAAAUGAAUAUUUUGAUUUUAUUCUGUCUAAUUUUUUCGCCCGUUCAUGGGCUUAAUUUAACUCCAAUAGUUAAUUUGACUAGUGGUCCUAUCCAAGGUAAAGUUACUGAAUAUGAAUCAAUUGAUGUUUACCAGUUUCUUGGCAUUCCUUAUGCAAAGCCACCGGUUGGUAAGUUGAGGUUACAGUUACCAGUUAAACCCGAUCCAUGGACUGAGGUUAAAUCAGUGACUGACUUUGGCCCAGCUUGUUUCCAACCAAUGAAUCCGGUUUUAAACAUACCUUAUACAGGAAAAACUAGUGAAGACUGUCUUUAUCUAAAUAUCUAUGUUACUGAAUCAACUUUUAAUAACUCAUCAGAACGACUACGACCAGUACUUUUCUGGAUUCAUGGAUGAGCUUUUACAUUUGGUUAUGGAAAUCAAGGAAACACUGAAGGAAUUCCAAUGGUCCCGUUACAUGAUGUUAUACUUGUUACUAUAAAUUAUCGUCUUAAUGCAUUCGGUUUCAUCUACUUUGGAGCCAAUGAACCUCGAAUUCCUCCAAAUAUUGGUUUUCAAGAUCAACUAUUUGCUUUGAAAUGGGUUCAUGAAAAUAUUCAAAUGUUUGGUGGUGAUCCGAAUAGUGUGACAAUUUUUGGUGAAUCUGCCGGAUCUAUGUCAAUCUCUGCUCAUCUAUUGUCCCCACCUUCAAAAGGACUAUUUAAACGCGCUAUUCUUGAGUCAGGAACAGUUUAUACAGAUCACGAUGUUGAUGUCUUGAUUACAGAUUCUUGGAAACUUUACAACAAAACAUCAUGUUCAAAAUCGGAAGAUGUUCUUGAAUGCAUGCAGAAUUUGACAGCAAAUGAAAUCCUAAACAGUCUGGAUAAUAAAUUAGUAGCAUUUACCUUCACAGCUGGUGGCAAUAUACUUCCAUACGAACCAUCCAAAUUCUCGCAGAUGAUUAUAUGAUAUUCAGUUGACCUUUUACUGGGCGUUGAAAAGAAUGAAGCUUUCGAAGUUUCAUGAAUGCUAUCGAUCCCAUGGCCUUCAAAUACUUUUCUCCUGCCCCGAUAUCUUUCAUGAAGCUACAAACUUUUGGAACGUAUUUGAUUCUAAAUCAAUUGACUAUUCCGUGAACUCUACUUUGGUCCGGAAACUAACAACUCAGAUUAUUUGCGAGCUCAACUCGAAAGAGCCUACAGUGACCUUUUUUUUGUUUGUCCGACUUAUAUAUUUGGGCAUCAAUACGCUUCUUACUUAGGCAAACAGGGUGGUAAAGUGUAUGCUUAUUACCACACACAGAGACCAAAAGCUUAUCUUCCUUUUUUUAACGAAUGGAUGGGAACUUUUCAUUCUUCUGAUAUUCCAUAUGUUUUCGGGUUACCUCUGAUAAAUCCUGGUUAUUCACAGAAAGAUAUUUCAUUGAGUCGUGAAAUGAUGAAAAUCUGGACUCAUUUUGCUGAAAAUGGUGAGCCUCCAAUGGUUGGUGAAACUAAAUGGAAACCGUUCCAAGAAAAGAUGUCAGCAAUGAUACUAAACAUAGAUGAUUGGGGGAAAACUGAAUUGGAAAGAGUUGAAUUCUGUCUCAAAGAAUGGGAUUAUUUAUAUCCACAUGUUAGUAAGAAAUUUCAGUUAUUCAGAUAUCAAUCGCCAAUCCUAUAAAAAGAGUCCAUGCAAUGGGAAAACUCAAUUUAAAUCAUGUCACAAAAGAUGUGCUGCGAGAUGAUAACUAGGUGAUUGUUCAUUGCUUAUUUUGUUAGCAUACAAUAACAUUUCAAUAUUAUUUUAAUAUUCUAUUUCCAUUUCAAUAAAUUUUCACUGAUUCUUAUAAAUAUUAUUGAUUUCCAUAUCAAUGUUGAUCAUCUUUAAAUAAAAAUGAGUAUCUACCGAUUAACGCAUAGAAAUCUAUUA